AACUGUCAGUACUCGAUGGCAACGUUCAGCACAUCCGAGCGAAAGCAGCGACAAAGGGGUGAUUACAGGUCUCAGGAGAUCACUAGUAAUCUGCGCCAAGUGUUUGAAAACGCCAUUUUGACGGAACUGUUCCCUCACUCGCAAAUCGAUAUCUUCGUGGAAGUGCUGCAAUCGGAUGGCAGUAAUUACAGCGCGUGCGUCAAUGCGGCCACUCUGGCCAUCAUUCACGCCGGCAUUCCCAUCAAAGACGUGGUCUGCGCCUGUUCUGCAUCCAUGGUUAACGACCACUCCUUGGUUGACGUCAAUUAUCUGGAAGAGUCGGUCGGUUCCGGACCUAUAAUGACGAUCGCAUUACUCCCCAAAAGCAAACAAAUCCUGUCCAUGGAGUCGAGCGGUCGAAUGCACGCCACAGCUGUUCCGCAAGUGAUGGACUCAGCGAUGACCGGCUGUCAGGAAAUACUUCAAGUGAUGAAAGCGUCGAUUUUAAGUCAUAUCAAAGAACUGAAUAAACAAUAA
Molecule: messenger RNA, 516 nt
Organism: Medioppia subpectinata
Lineage: Eukaryota; Metazoa; Arthropoda; Arachnida; Sarcoptiformes; Oppiidae
Source: the annotation of a GenBank genome assembly